Benincasa hispida (wax gourd) is the source of this 1362-nucleotide messenger RNA. Its product is annotated as Late embryogenesis abundant protein, group 2. Gene Ontology annotation, cellular component: cytosol. The record is from RefSeq and is a predicted model, not a curated record. Gene Ontology annotation, biological process: response to desiccation. Lineage: Eukaryota; Viridiplantae; Streptophyta; Magnoliopsida; Cucurbitales; Cucurbitaceae.
AAGGCCACCGACGUGUCCCUUGGCGCUAAUCUGAUCAAUCAUUUCAUCCUCUUUCUUUGGAUCUAAAUUUCUUUCCUCAUUUUCCUUAUUUGACUCUCUUCUUCUUCUUACUUCAGUUCCUUCCGCUCCAAUUGCUCUUCCGAUCUCUCUCAGUUAUGGCAUCUUCUGAUAAACCUGAGAUCGUGGAAAGGGGUGAUAAAAACAAAGACCACAAGGAAGAUGAAGGUGAAGGGAAGGGUGGAUUCCUUGAUAAAGUGAAAGAUUUCAUUCACGACAUCGGCGAAAAGAUUGAAGAAACGAUCGGUUUCGGGAAGCCGACGGCCGAUGUCAGUGGGAUUCAUAUUCCAUCGAUCAGUCUAGAGAAAGCUGAGAUUGUUGUUGAUGUUCUGAUUAAAAACCCUAAUCCUGUUCCUAUUCCCCUAGUGGACAUUGACUAUUUGAUAGAGAGUGAUGGCAGGAAACUGAUCUCUGGGCUGAUUCCUGAUGCUGGAACAAUUCAUGCUCAUGGAGAGGAGACUGUCAAAAUUCCUGUGAAGUUGGUUUAUGAUGAUAUAAGGAACACAUAUAAUGACAUUAAACCUGGCAGUAUCAUUCCAUACAGGAUCAAGGUUGAUCUGAUUGUGGAUGUGCCAGUUUUUGGGAGGCUGACGUUGCCACUUGAGAAAACUGGAGAGAUCCCUAUUCCUUACAAGCCCGAUGUCGAUAUUGAGAAGAUACAAUUCCAGAGAUUUUCAUUUGAAGAAACUGUUGCCAUUCUCCAUUUGAAAUUGGAAAAUAAGAAUGACUUUGAGUUGGGAUUGAAGGACCUAGACUGUGAAGUCUGGCUCUCUGAUGUUAGUAUUGGGCGCACUGAUCUCUCCGAAUUUACACCCAUUGAUAAAAAUGGGAUCAGUCAUGUCGACUUACCCAUCACCUUCAGGCCAAAGGACUUCGGUUCGGCACUUUGGGAUAUGAUUAGGGGAAGAGGAACUGGCUACACUAUAAAAGGGAAUAUUCAUGUCGACACACCUUUCGGUCAGAUGAAGUUGCCCAUUGUUAAAGAGGGUGGUACUACUCGCCUCAAGAAGAAUAAGGAAGAUGGCGGCGACGACGACGACGAGGAGUAAACAAAAGGGCAUCAUCUGGAGGAAUAAUGUGUGGUUUUUUUUUUCUUUCUUAUAAAAAGGAUGUAUGAUGCUGUUCCAUAGAUAUCUUAAGGGAUUGUUUGGCUGAACCUUUUGUUACUUGAUUCUCAUGGUCACUGCGUAAGAGACUCUUCCUUUUGUUUUUAACUACUUAGUUUUGGCACCGACUUUGGAUGGGGAAUUUGAUAUUUUUGGAAGAGACUGUUGAAAUAUAGCCAAUAUAUUAGCAUUGCAUUAA